GAAUUGUACUUGUUGUAACAGUCAUGAUGUUCUUUAUGCACACACACUAUGAGGAAAUGUUUUAAAGGGACAUUCCCAGUGACAUUCUGGCAGGGUGUGAACGUCCAGCUGCUGCACAAAGGACUGUGUGUGUGUGUGUGUCUGUGUGCGCGCGCGUCCGUCCGUCCGUCCGUGUCUCUCUCUCUUUCUGUGUGUGUGUGUGUGUGUGUGUGUGUGCGUGCGCGUGUGUGCGCGCACGCGCGCACGCGCGCGCGCGUUCCCUGGAACUCCUGCACUGAACACGCCCACAAACUGUCUCACAGGAGGAUUUGAAUACUGACAGACGCAGAGAGAGGGAGUGAGGGACGCUGUGGAGACAUGAAGCUGUGACAGGAUGAGCGAAAAUUUGUCAACAACUGUCGCUGCCCUCAGCAGCAACAGCUCGGGCACCAUGGAGCUGCUGGCGGCCUGUUUCCACGUGGACGACGCCUUCAAGUACCGAGCCUACACCUUCACCUACCUGCUGCUGUUCCCCGUGGCCUUCCUCUGCAACAUUGCAGCACUCGCAGUCUUUUUCCUGCAGAGCAGCCGCAGAAGCUCCGCCUCUUGUGUCGUCAUGAUGAACCUCGCCCUGUCAGACAGCAGCUUCUCCCUCACCCUCCCACUGCGAUUGGCUUAUUACUUCAGGGGCGGGGUUUGGGACUUCCCUGAUUGGCUGUGCCGCCUUUGUGUCUUUGGCUUCUACGUCAACCUGUACACCAGCAUCCUCUUCCUGACUCUACUAAGCGUGCUCCGUUGGCUCGCCGUGGCCCAGCCGCUGCGUCACCGCACUCUGGCUACGCCCACUCGCACCCUAUUGGCUUGUCUGGGGGUGUGGCUGUUUGUGGGCGCGUCCUCCGGCCCCUUCCUGUCCAAUGGGGUGACCAACAGGAAGGGGUUACCUCGCUGCUUCGAGCCGUCUAGCCCCUCCUCUUGGGGGCGUGUCCUGAUCCUGAACUAUGUGGCAUUGGCGCUCGGCUUCCUGCUUCCGUUCCUCACCCUCAUCUUCUGCUACAGCCGCAUCAUCCGCCACCUGACCACCGGCUUUGGGGGUGACUGCAGCAGUCCGGCCGGCCGAGCGCGCCUUCGCAACCGACGGCGCUCGGUGUACCUGGUCACCAUGGUGACGGUGACCUUCCUGAUCUGCUUCCUGCCCUACCACGUGAUCCGCUCGCUGCACCUGCACGCCGUGUGUGACCGCUGGCGGUGCGCCAUCACGGUGGCGCUGCAGAGGGCCGUUGUGGUGACGCUGUGUCUGGCGGCGUGCAACAGCGUGGUCAACCCGCUGCUGUACUACUACGCCACCAGGACGUUCAGAGACAACAUGAGGGACGCUCAGUCAUCUCUGAUGCACAGCAGAGGGGGGUCCAUCAGGCUCGGACUGGCUCUGCUGAUGAGAAGGAACACCACCUGAGAUCCGGAUCAGACUUCGGGCAAAAACUCUGAUCGCACUUUCAAAAGUCUUCAUGUUGAUAGAAAACAAGCAUCAUUUCAUUGGCGUCCCAGCGCAUUUUAUUAAUUCAUGUUAAAAUAAAUAUUUAAAGCAUUCUUCAGGAAAAAGGGACUCCCUUUUUGAAUGACCCCCUGAAAGGCCGUCGUUCAGGGGGUCCAUUUAGGGCAUUUUGGAGCCUCAAACCUUAUUUUGAGCCUUAAAAUUAAAAUUAAACAGUUGCUGAGUUUACAUUAGCCUGCCAGCAUUAUGAAUAGGUAAUAAUGAGCAUUUCUUAAUAUGAUCUUGUCAGAAUACAGUGAGGAGCCAAGUGCAAACGAGAGGCUGGACACCAAAGAAAUAUCUUAUGAGGUAUGGAAUCCAAAGCUAGCCUAUCUAGAAAAAACUCAAAACUAGACUUAACACUAGCAAAAAUUAGAGGUUAAGUUGCCGCGCCGGAGACUUUCAUAAGCUAUGAUGCAUAUUUUAGUUGACUAAAAUGUCCAAACGUUUGUUUUAUGCUGUAAAUAAGCUAAACAAAAUUACAAUUAAAGAAUACAAAUUGUUUUUUGGCCUACACCAUUGAUAAACGAAAAUUGAAAUGUAAAGAAAUAACCGUUCAAUUUCGUAUAAAUGUUUUGGUCACAGUUACAGGGAGCCACUGGAGACGGUCUGAAGAGCCCCAUGGCUCCAGAGCCGCAGGUUGCCUACCCUGAUCUAGGGGAGUCAAGGGAUGGUUUGGUAGUCCAGGGGUUGUUGGGGAGUCUAGAGAUUGUUGGCUGGUCUAGAGAUUGUUGGAGAGUCCUGAGAUUGUUGGGGAAUCUAGAGAUUGUUGGGGUGUCUAGAGAUUGUUGGGGUGUCUAGAGAUUGUUGGGGUGUCUAGAGAUUGUUGGGGAGUCUAGAAAUUGUUGGUGAGUUUAGAGAUUGUUGGCGAGUCCAGAGAUUGUUGGCGAGUCCAGAGAGUAGGGAUUGUUGGCGAGUUUAGAGAUUGCUGGCAAGUCUAGAGAUUGUUGGCGAGUUUACAGAUUGUUGGGGAGUCUAGAGAUUGUUAUCAAGUUUAGAGAUUGUUGUGGAGUCCUGAGAUUGUUGGGGAGUCCAGAGAUUGUUGGGGUGUCUAGAGAUUGUUGGCGAGUCUAGAGAUUGUUGGGGUGUCUAGAGAUUGUUGGGGUGUCUAGAGAUUGUUGGUGAGUCUAGAGAUUAUUGAGGAGUCUAGAGAUUGUUGGAGAGUCCUGAGAUUGUUGGGGUGUCUAGAGAUUGUUGGCGAGUCUAGAGAUUGUUGGGGAGUCCAGAGAUUGUUGGGCAGUCUAGAGAUUAUUGGGGAGUCUAGAGAUUGUUGGGGAGUCCUGAGAUUGUUAAGGGUAUUGCUUGGUUUCAAUUGAUUGUUGUGAGGAGUCCAGGGUUGUCAGGCAGUACAAAAAUUGUCAUGGGGUCUAGUGGUUUCUGAGGAGUUCAGGAAUGGUUGGGGAUUCUGGGGUUGUUGAGAAGAGUCCAUGGAUUUCUGAGGAUGGUCCAGUGGUUGUUAAGGAUUCCAGGCAUUUUUGUUGAGUCAAGUGGUUGUUUAGGAUUGUUGAGGUCCAUCUAGGGGACACAUGCAGGCUGACUUUAAGUGAGCUUUCAAUCUGGUCACAUUCUCUUUUUUCUGUUCAUGUUCAGACUCAAAUUGACAGUGAAUGUAGGUAUUAGCACCACGUGUAUCUCUGUUGUUAAAAUGUUAAUUUGUCCGCCACUGACGAAAAAUGCACUAUAUCCUCCUGUUUGUUUAAAUCUUUACAGUGAGCAGCUAAUUAAACUAUAUUUGUGGGGGGUUUUUAAGGAUUGUUAUCAGACUAACAUGUUGUUGGUUUGUGAAUCUGUAAGUUAUUGUUUUACUGAGUGUAAACAUGUUUCAAGUGAAGAAUCUGAAGUGUUUCUGUUUAUUUCGUUACAAAUGUGAUGACAAGUUUCCAUCACGUAGACAGGAAACAUCUCCUUGUGUUUCUUGAGAAGUUUAUAAUCCCACGGGUGCUUUUCUUUCGGCUGAAGAGGAGGCGUAUUUAUCAAAACGUUGCCCUCUGACUCACAGGAAACCAGCUGCCAAAUAUUUACCCUUUAGUUAACAAUUUAACUUAAGGGAACAUUCGUUAAACUAGGAAUAAGCAUAAACUAACCUUGGAUUAAUAAGUAGUAAACAUUUACAGAUAAUGUCCUGGAUAUGUUGUA
Molecule: messenger RNA, 3646 nt
Organism: Centropristis striata (black sea bass)
Lineage: Eukaryota; Metazoa; Chordata; Actinopteri; Perciformes; Serranidae
Product: cysteinyl leukotriene receptor 2-like
Exons: 5
Coding region: 374-1432 (352 amino acids)
Biological process (GO): G protein-coupled receptor signaling pathway
Cellular component (GO): plasma membrane
Molecular function (GO): G protein-coupled receptor activity
Source: RefSeq, a predicted model, not a curated record